CUAGUUUGGCCUUCUUGCUAUAAACCCUUUUCCGUCCCUCUCUUCUAUUCCCUUCCCCAGUGCAUUGGAAUACUUGCCGCCUCCCUUAUCCGAGAUACACUGCUCUUGCCUAGCAUCGGGUCUUUUUCCAACGUCAAAGGAGUCUCAUAUCCUGAGCCAUCCCGAACGUCAUGUCUUUUGUCGACCUCCUCUUUCCCCAGAAAGAGCUGGAGGCUCUGGGAAACAAGUGGCAUGAACCAGCCCCCAAGAGGAGGAGGCUGGAUUCGGGAAGUGUUGGGAGUGCUCAGGUUAUAAGGGAGCCUUUGGGAGGUCAGCGUUGGCAAAGCAGUGGGCAGACCUUGGAGCAACGUCGUCAUCGCCUGUCAACACCAGCCUCGAUUCAAUAUGGGAGGCCGUCACCCUCACCCUCGUCCGAGCAUAUGAAUGGCCGUGGUACCAAGAGGUCCAACUCAGAAUCACAAUCACUUAGCUGCACCCCCGGCUUGGACAAACAGCCUACGAAGACCAGGUCCUGCUUACCGAGCUUCAUCGAGCCGUCCAUCAUGCGGAACUACCUUCAACAUCUCCAUCCCAAGGACCGCCAUCGCUACACUGUCUCCCACGAGCCAAGGCCAGAAUCGAGACCGAGAGACACAAACCUUCAGAUGUCGCCGCCUAGUCUCAGUGAGGAUGCUCUGUCUUCCCCGGGAUCUCUCGUUGCCGAUACAUCGUCGUCUCCCGCUUCCACCGACAGUUGCCCUACCCCUGCCGCUAUAUGCGAGCAGUUCCGCUCAGGGCCAUUUGGGCACCUCUUUAAUGGGAUGCGUCUCACAGACAACGAGCGAGAUCUAAUGGAAGAUCUCCUAAAUCCAGUCACCACUAUUCCAGCGGACGAGGCACACAGCCAAGCAGUGAAGGAAGUGGCUCCUAAGGUGGAACUGGCGCCCGAAGACUACUUGGAGAUUGACGAAGUACUACUGCAAAACAUGUUUCCUCCCUUCGGAAAGCACAUGGAUCAACCAUUUGACUUUGCCGUCAAAGAGCUGACCAAGGUUGAGGAAGAGUAUGAUGUGCACUCAUCGGGCCUGAGUCCUGCAGCUGAGGAGGCAGAAGAGACAGAGGAAGACAAGACCACAAGCCACAGGGGGAUCGUGGUGUACGACUACAAUGCUCUCAGCGUUGACGAUUUCUUCGAUCUGGAUGAAGCCUCCUCUAGUUAGAGAGCUUUGGUUGCCGAAAGAUUGGGAUUACCCGGGGUUUUGAUAUCGGGGGAUUGGCAUGGGAUUUCAGCUUUUAAUUCCCACAUGCUGGUUCAUAAUGUUUACAGAGCAAAAGAGCUCAAAAGUCACCGAAUACGUCUCUUUCGGCCUCAAUGAUACUAUAUGAUGAUUCACAGAAUGAA
Molecule: messenger RNA, 1381 nt
Organism: Cladophialophora immunda
Lineage: Eukaryota; Fungi; Ascomycota; Eurotiomycetes; Chaetothyriales; Herpotrichiellaceae
Exons: 1
Coding region: 171-1199 (342 amino acids)
Source: RefSeq, a predicted model, not a curated record